Molecule: messenger RNA, 2542 nt
Organism: Rhipicephalus sanguineus (brown dog tick)
Lineage: Eukaryota; Metazoa; Arthropoda; Arachnida; Ixodida; Ixodidae
Product: transcription factor Sox-21-B
Exons: 1
Coding region: 243-1109 (288 amino acids)
Biological process (GO): positive regulation of transcription by RNA polymerase II; negative regulation of transcription by RNA polymerase II; cell differentiation
Molecular function (GO): RNA polymerase II cis-regulatory region sequence-specific DNA binding; DNA-binding transcription factor activity, RNA polymerase II-specific
Source: RefSeq, a predicted model, not a curated record
GAGCCUCCUCGCCCGCUCAUUCAGACCUGUGACUGCGCGCUGCUCUCUCUUCUGGCGCACUCGAAGCGUGAUCUUCAUAGCGCGGCUCCAGCCGUGCUCUCCCUUCGCUCGCUGCGCAAUAGCGUAAACAGAAGUAAAAGGCAAGGCGACCGACCCUAUCGGCUGUUGUUACGUGGUCGCGCAGUGCGCGAAACAUCGUCCCAGUAACCGCGUUGCUCUUCGUCGAUCCCCUUCUCGGUGCCAUGUGCGAACCAACAAUGCUCCUGUCACACACUUCCGUCAUCCAGAAAGGUCCCAGCGCGAUGGGCCCCAGUGCACCGAGCAUCGCAAGCGGGGGUUCCGGCCGCGGCAGCGCCGACCACGUCAAACGUCCCAUGAACGCCUUCAUGGUCUGGUCGCGGGGUCAGCGCCGCAAGAUGGCCAUCGAGAACCCCAAGAUGCACAACUCGGAGAUCUCCAAGCGCCUGGGCGCCGAGUGGAAGCAGCUCACAGAGUCCGAGAAGCGACCCUUCAUCGACGAGGCCAAGCGUCUGCGGGCGUUGCACAUGAAGGAGCAUCCCGACUACAAGUACCGGCCGCGACGCAAGCCUAAGGCCGUCCAACCUGGCAGCCCCGGCACUGGAGCAACCACGACGCCUCCGAGCCCCGUGACAGCUGCAGCUGCGGUGGUUGCAAAGCCUUUGGCAUCGAUGGCCCCCGAGCGACCCUUCUUCGGCUACGAGUCUCCCUUCAGCCGCCUGGAGAGCGAGAAGGCAGCCACCGUGCGCUCGGCUUUACCGGUUGGAGCCCUUCCGCCCGUCUCCGCAUCCCAGCACUGGUUAAGCUCGAGCCUGGCCAAGCUCCGGGGCGACCCUUCGCCGCUGUACUACAAGAGCGAACUGGCGUCGCCAUCACCUCUGUUCACCUCGCCGUCUCCUCCCAGCUCGGCGAGUAGCUUGCUGUGUCCGCUGCCGCCUCACGGACAGAGCGGCUUCAUGCCUUGCCCGUGCCCGCCCUACUACUCACCAGCGGCCUUUCACCCAUCCUUCCCAUGCUUCCUGCUCAAGCCUCACGAAGGAUUGGGACUCACCAGGCCUCCCGCGGUCCUUGCCACGUCGCCCAUGGCAUGAGACACCGUAAGCGGACGACGAUAUGUGACUUCGUCAGCGCCAAGCCAGAAGCCAAGGUGAAAACCUUUUCUCCGGGUGAGCCGAAGAUUCGCUUCUCCUCUGUGUCCUCCAGGAACAUGACUUGGACUGACCGCGAGCAACGAGGAGAUGCCGAAAGACUUUUACCAAAAAGUAUGUGAGCAGUCCGCUGUAAUUUACGCGCUGAACUCUUACUUCGCCGUUUUGUACAUAUUAUUUUUCCUCACGACGCGAUGGACGUUGCCACUCUUGUAAAUACGGUACGUGUAUUAUAAAUUAUGUACACUUCCCGCCAUAGACGAGGGACGAAAGGACUGCUCAGCACUGUCGGAACGCUUUCUAGUCCUGCGCGCUGCACGUGGGGAUUCUCAAGAAAAGGGGCGCCACGAAGUCGCCGUCCAGACCGGCCUUCUAAGAGAAGCAAAACAUGCCUCUAAAGGAAGCUACGUGAACAUAGCAAAACGUGUGAGACGAAUAAGGCUUUCGCAACGAAGGAAAAAAGGGCCAGGAAUAAUAGGCCGGCUGGCAGAAAAAAAAAAAGAAUAAACACCCGCCACUCAAGCACUAAAGAAACGAACGGAGGACAAGAGCAAUUGACUCUUUGUGGAAGGCAAGGAGGCCACAAAAGGCCGAGAACUCGAACGGAAGAGUGGGCCGCUAUACACAACGAGGCGCCUCGGCUUUUCAAGAAAUUACGGCAUUCAUCAGGCCACCUGUCAGCGCCGCCAUUCAAGGCGCCGCGCAUUUUCGCUGCUCGCCGCAGACUUGAGCGACGGGCAAGCGCUGCGCCCAUGCAGAAGCGAGAUAGACGAGCGCGCUUCUUUCAAACAACUGGAGUGAGGCGAGCACUAACAACAGACAGUUGGAGCUCAACUGUCCCUGCCGAACCUCGUCUUUCAAACAGUCACUUAUAACGACUCGUUGAAUUUCCUGGCAGAACCACUUGAAACGAAAGAAGAAAAAAACUGAAGAACGAAAUAACCCUCUUGGAUACAAGUUUGAGUGACCAAGCUCGAAAGGAUGCCGACUACUCCAAAGUUCUCGUUUCCUCUGUGAAGCCUUCAAAAGCCCUCGGACUCCGUCCCACAUCGAAUUCGUCACAAACAAGAACGCUCCGAGACAAGCUUGCGUGCGACCACAAAUCGUCGCGCGGACUUCCCCCGCCGGUUGCUGUGCCCAAGGCAUGCUAUAAGUCUCUUCGAGGAGCAUCGUUCUAAGAAACGCUGCAGCGGAUGCGUUUGAUGCUGCAGUGCUUGGCGGCAAUGUGCAACGCUAUAAGAGGACAGCGCAUUAUCUCUGCAGUGUGUGAUAAAAGAAAACAAAGUUCCUUAUCCUGCAAAGCACGCGUGCAAUAAUGGACAAUAAAACUGGGGAAGCGGCGGGCAGCUCAACCGUCGUUUUCCUUAUUUUUCUUU